GCUAUGGCAGGUUGCCUCCAACACCACUUUUGAGCUUCAUCCCGCACUACGUUGCUAAGCGUGGGAAUGGCCGCUCCUCCGGCCCACAAUUCUCGAUUCGGUCGUGACUAUAGGGCGUAACUUAUCUUUUCCGCAGCGGGGAUACGUAACGGCCGGCUCCGCCUCAACGCAGAUGUAGACUUACAUUCCAGCCAGAAGUUUGAUUCUGUAACAUACAACGACACACUAGGUCCCUCUCCACAAUGGCGCCCUCCGCGAUCUCCUCAGAUGCCGUCUCUAGUAUCAAGGCCAAACAGCCCAUUCCCAAGUCCAAAGACGAUCCCGCGAAGCCCCAGACCGCACUCCAGGCCAUAUCCCAGGGCGUCAGCCUACCAGGUAUCCCGACUUUCCCGAGCUUCGCACCCCAGCGCGCAUGGCUCCUUGCCCAUAUGGCUGGCGCGUUCCGCGUGUUCGCGCGCAAAAACUUUACGGAGGGCAUGUCCGGGCAUAUUUCGGUGAGGGAUCCGGAGUUCCCCCAUGCGUUUUGGACGAACCCGCUGGGGAGGCAUUUUGGACUGCUGAGGGCGAGCGAUAUGGUGCUUGUGGACUACGAUGGAAAGGUUGUGGGGGGCAAUAGGGCGAGGCCGUCAAAUGCGGCGGGAUUUUUGAUCCAUAGUGCGGUGCAUAAGGCGAGGCCGGAUGUUCAUGCUGCGUGCCACUGCCACGGCAUCGCAGGCAAGGCCUGGUCCGCUUUCGGCAAGCCCCUCGAUAUGAUUAACCAAGACGUAACGUACUUCUAUGGCGAUGCGCAGGCUAUGUACCGCGACUUCGGCGGCGUCGUGCUUUCUCCGGAGGAAGGCGAGAAACUUGCUGCUGCGCUUGGACCCAAGGGCAAGGGACUUAUCCUACAGAAUCACGGUUUGCUCACGGUGGGCGGCACAGUAGAUGAGGCUGCGUACCUCUACACGCUGAUGGAGAAGUCAUGCGAUGUGCAGCUCCGAGUCGAGGCUGCUGCGGCUGCGGGGUUGAAGAAGAUUAUUGUGGACGACGAGGCAGCCGAGUACACGUUUCGCAUGGCGAGUGACCCUGAGGCUCUGUACUGGGAGUUCCAGCCGGAUUUGGAGUAUGAAUAUGAGAUGAGUGGGGCUGUUUUUGAGGAUUAUGUAGCGCCAGAGACACUGUUGGAUUAGGGCGGCACAGUGGCUAACACAGAACAUAGUAAUGUGUACGCACCCAGUCCCGU
Paraphaeosphaeria sporulosa is the source of this 1222-nucleotide messenger RNA. Its product is annotated as arad-like aldolase/epimerase. Bases 243 to 1169 code for a protein of 308 amino acids. NCBI's taxonomy places the organism in Eukaryota, Fungi, Ascomycota, Dothideomycetes, Pleosporales, Didymosphaeriaceae. The record is from RefSeq and is a predicted model, not a curated record. Gene Ontology annotation, cellular component: cytoskeleton. Gene Ontology annotation, molecular function: actin filament binding. The transcript has 3 exons.